CCCAGCUUUUUUGUUACCGACGACGACGACGACGGCAGCAAGCGAGUGUUGAAGAAGCACGACGACGAUGGCUCGGUGAGGAUGCCAAAGGGACGCAGAGGGCCUGCGCCUGUCCGCAAGAAGAAACCUGCCAGUGCCAACGAGGGUGAUGUCGCCGAGGCGCACGAGGAGGAGCCGUCGUUUACGUCGACGAGCAACGGCCCACUCCUGACGCUCCUCUUUCGCUCGGCCAGGGCGCAGCACGAGGCGCUGGCCCGUGUCGAGUCGUACUACGAGUCGGCGGUCUCAUCGACCGAGGGUGGCGACAAGAAGCGCUAUCUCACGCUGGAAGAGGCGCGCCAGGCGAAGCUGUGCAGAAACUACGAAGCAUUCAACCUGCCCGUCGACGUCGUGCGGACGUGGCUUGCAGAGAUGCGCACCGUCGAGCGGCAGCAGCAGCAGCAGCAGCAGCAGCAGCAGCACUCGUCAGACAUCGAGGCAGAUGACAGGGAAUGGUGGCGUCACUUCUGCAACCCAGCCGAAUCCGCCUUGCUCUCGCAUUUAGCCUCUUUGGGCUGCCUUCAGGACGAUGGAGAGGAAGAGAAGAAAGAAGCGCCAACGUAUCUCAUCUCUGCCUUGGCCUCGCAAGCGACAGCAUCACUCGCACACGAGUCCCUCCAUGCCCUCUACUUUCUCCACCCGACCUACCGCAACGAGGUGGGCCGGCUGUACGACGAAGAGAUCCCGCGCAAGAUGCAGUCCAUCAUCGAGCAUGACCUCUCGAUGCGCGGCUACGACCGGCGCGUCUGGCUCGACGAGUUCCAGGCGUACGUCUCCAACGACGCGGGCGAGUUCGGCGCCAAGCCAAAGGAGGCCUGUGCAGAAGUUCGCAGCCGUCUGCGGGAGAUUCAGAGGCUCUGUUGGCACGAGGCUGGGCUAGAGCAGCAGCAAUGAAUGGAAGGGGACGCGCCCUAAGUUUUUCAGCUCUUAGAAGACACAAGUUUGCGUGACAGAAAUUGCUGUUUGGUGAAGAGAGAGAGAGAGAAGGAAAAGGGUAAUGAGAAGUGGGGAAUGUAUAGAAGAAAGAGAUGAUAGUGAUAGU
Acaromyces ingoldii is the source of this 1081-nucleotide messenger RNA. RefSeq lists its product as hypothetical. The record is from RefSeq and is a predicted model, not a curated record. The coding region runs from base 82 to 933 and encodes 283 amino acids. Lineage: Eukaryota; Fungi; Basidiomycota; Exobasidiomycetes; Exobasidiales; Cryptobasidiaceae. The transcript is spliced from 2 exons.